Messenger RNA from Paramuricea clavata, 975 nucleotides. NCBI's taxonomy places the organism in Eukaryota, Metazoa, Cnidaria, Anthozoa, Malacalcyonacea, Plexauridae. The record is from the annotation of a GenBank genome assembly.
AUGAGCGGUGAAAAUUUAUUAACAAAAUUCGAUGACUUGGUGAAGAGAUUUAGGAACGAAUUCAACGAUAUUAUUGAAGGGGAGCGAGCCAAAAUGAAGGCGGAACUAGACGCUUACAACGCAGAGAAGCAAAAAAUGAAAGCCGUCGAUGUCAGCGACAACGAUAUAAUAGAACUCAACGUUGGUGGUCACAAAUUAACCACCAGGAGAUCUACUCUUUGUCAAGUAGAAGGUUCGCUGCUCGCCUCAAUGUUCAGUGGACGUUGGGAGGACAGUCUCGAGCGCGAUAAAGAUGGCGCCAUAUUUUUCGAUUUCAAUCCCCAGUAUUUCCUUGUUAUAUUGGAUUAUCUGCGCGCGAAGAAAAUUGCCACACCAGAGAAUCCCGCGCCAUUGCCGAAAGUCGCCGAAGACCAAACAAAAAAUUUUAGUAAUCUUCUGGAAUACCUCGGUUUAAGCGAUGAAAUCGUCCCCGCUGAAAUAGCGCCUAGCGAGAAAUUCAGUGCGCACGGCUCUGGAGUUACUCUUGAGGAAGGCGGGACAGUUGAAGUUCGCGGUCCACCUGGAGGACAUAGUUAUGUUCUCGGUGAAAAUAUUUACCAACAAGGCAUUGUUCGCCUAAAGAUGAAGUUGGAGUCGUUUCACGAUAAUUAUUGGAUGUUGGUUGGCAUAGCGAAAGCGGAUGUUGUACCACCGAAUAACAAUUCACGUCAAUGGCCUGGUUCAUAUGGAUGGGCACUCGGGCAGUAUGGUCAAGUAUGGAAAGACGGGUCACAUACAAAUGAUGAUAAUGCUUUAAAAAAUCUCACUAAACAAGGCGACACGGUUGAGUUAGUCUUGGAUUGCGACGCUGCCAAGCUGUCACUACAUUUGUCCACUGGUCAACAAUUUCACAUCGAAAUACCCAAGUCACAAACCUGGAGACUCAAUGUAAAUUUGCUUUGCGCAAAUGACAGACUACGUAUCAUGAACAAAUAA